Pseudopipra pipra is the source of this 4537-nucleotide messenger RNA. It is a transcript of the gene ALX1, whose product is annotated as ALX homeobox 1. Gene Ontology annotation, biological process: negative regulation of DNA-templated transcription; embryonic skeletal system morphogenesis; positive regulation of transcription by RNA polymerase II. NCBI's taxonomy places the organism in Eukaryota, Metazoa, Chordata, Aves, Passeriformes, Pipridae. Bases 131 to 1114 code for a protein of 327 amino acids. The transcript has 5 exons. The record is from RefSeq and is a predicted model, not a curated record. Gene Ontology annotation, molecular function: DNA-binding transcription activator activity, RNA polymerase II-specific; RNA polymerase II transcription regulatory region sequence-specific DNA binding.
AGAACUUGUUUCUAUGGCCAGUGGAAGUGCUUUGACUGAGAACAGAGAAAAAAACACGCUGCCACACAGACACUCAACAAGAUCUUCGAUCCAGCCUCUGUCUAGGGAAGAGGCUUUCAAGCAGCCUUAGAUGAUUAUGGAUUUUCUGAGCGAGAAGUUUGCCCUGAAGAGCCAGCCGAGCAAGAACAGUGACUUCUACAUGGGAGCAGGAGGCACUUUGGAGCACGUUAUGGAAACUUUGGACAAUGAAUCCUUUUAUAGCAAAACGUCAGGCAGCAAAUGCGUACAGGCCUUCAAUCCUCUGCAAAGGGCUGAGCAUCAUGUGAGGCUGGAGAGGACAUCACCCUGCCAGGACAACGUGAACUACGGGAUUACUAAAGUGGAAGGACAGCCUCUUCACACAGAGCUGAGCAGGCCCAUGGACAAUUGCAACAAUCUUAGGAUGUCUCCAGUGAAAGGGAUGCAGGAGAAGGGGGACCUGGAUGAACUUGGUGAUAAGUGUGACAGCAAUGUCUCCAGUAGUAAGAAGAGAAGACACAGAACAACUUUCACCAGUUUGCAGCUGGAGGAACUGGAGAAAGUAUUCCAGAAAACUCACUACCCCGAUGUCUAUGUAAGAGAACAGCUAGCUCUGAGAACAGAGCUCACUGAGGCCAGAGUCCAGGUUUGGUUCCAGAAUCGAAGAGCAAAAUGGAGGAAAAGAGAACGCUAUGGUCAGAUCCAGCAAGCUAAGAGCCAUUUUGCUGCCACAUAUGAUAUAUCUGUUCUUCCAAGGACUGACAGCUACCCUCAGAUUCAGAACAAUCUGUGGGCAGGGAAUGCGGCUAGCGGUUCUGUGGUUACUUCCUGCAUGCUGCCACGAGAUACGUCCUCCUGUAUGACACCUUAUUCCCAUUCACCCCGGACAGAUUCUGGCUACACAGGCUUUUCAAACCACCAGAAUCAGUUCAGCCACGUGCCCCUCAAUAAUUUUUUCACUGACUCAUUACUUUCUGGGGCAACCAAUGGACACGCGUUUGAAACCAAACCAGAGUUUGAAAGGAGGUCCUCCAGCAUUGCAGUUCUACGGAUGAAAGCCAAAGAGCAUGCAGCCAAUAUUUCCUGGGCCAUGUAAUAUAGCAGUACCCUUUCUCAAUUUCUUUUUUUUAAUAGCAAACUAGAACCAUUUUUAUUUCCCAUAUUUAAAGGGAAAAAAAAUAAGCUGCUGUGUGUGGAAUGCUAGAAAUCACAAUAUACACGAUGUCUGCUUAAACCAAUGCAAUAUAAUAUUUAACAAUAAAACAAGAAUAAACCAAAUAGAUUUACCAUACAUCAAGCUCAACAAACCCUCUUUGUUUUGGUUUUUACAUGUAGGUAUGUUUUGUUGUACCAGUUGAUGAAAUAUGAUUAUAGAACCUGCAAAAAAGAAUAAAACUACUAAGCAAAUAUGUCUGGUCCAUGGUUUUUAGCAGUCCUGUAUACAAAAUUCAUGCUUUACAAAUGAAUACUUCAUAAGGGAACAACUCUGUAAAGGAUAAUAAAUUUAUUAUACUCAAACCAUGAUGUAAAUCUCUAAGCACAUCAUGCAAAGAAGAAAAUAUAUGACCGUUCAUGUUGUAGGUGGAAUUUGUAGACUGAGUUUUCUUAGCACUGCGCUGCUGCUCUAAGUCAGCUCUGCUGUUUUGCUAAAUGCAUGUUGAGCUUGUUAAACUUAUGUCAAUGAACAACUAAUGUAAUAAGAAUAGAAAGUAAUCCUUUAUCUUAUGGACCUGAGUGUAUUCUUAUUAAAGAUAAUGAGAUUUUUUUUUUUUGUGUCAAAUAUACCAAUAAAAGCAGGAUCACAGAGGUUAGUAGAGUUUUGAAAGACAUACAUAGAUUAUCUACGUCAACUAGUGUUUAAAUUAAAUUUUUAGGGUUACAGAUAGGAUCAUGAAACUUUGGUUACUAAAAGAGAGCAUGCAAUAGUAUUGCUACACUUUCAACAGAAUCCAGAUCUGGGGAAAAAACCCACAACAGUGAAGUCUUACUUCCGGUGCAGUCUGUCUUACUGGGUUUUGCUAAUGAUAGUCGAACUGAAAUGAAAGAACUCUAACAAGGCUUGCCAGUCUCAGUUUGUAACGGCUCUUAAGACAUUAUAAAAGAACAUUUCAUUUAGUUUUAGUAACCAUUUGUGGAUACUUUGUUUAUAUGUUUUCCAGAGUAUAAAACUGAUUUGCUCCCUUUAAAGUAUACAGGAAAAAAUUUUUCUACCGCAGUGGAAGAAGGAUUUGGCUCUCAGGUCCCAGGCUAUCACAAAGGAAUUAAAAUGUCAGCAGACUUUCUGACAUUUCUGGUGGAAAAAAAAUAGAGGAGAAGAAAAAUACUUUACAUCUGGAGAAUUGCUAUCUGCUUUGAUUUACUUCUCCUCCCUUUCCCCUUGUCACAUUCCAAGCUCUUUCAGAUGAGUGAAAUGUCAGCCUCUUUGAAAGCAACAGUCAGCCUCUCAGGUUCAUAAAGGCAAGCAAAUUAAUUGAAAUAAAGAAGGACUUGCAUGGCUGUGAUUAGAACAGGAUACAACUCUCUAGGCACCCUCUGUUCCUUCUUGCUUUUCUCUCUGACCAUUAGUUAGGAACAGAGGGUGGAUGGAGGAAGAAGGGAAGAUCCAGGAAGCACAUUUCCUCACAGAAACUGCAGAACUACCAGUACUCACAAACAAAAAGGAACCCCCAAAUAUUCUCUGAUGCCACUUAGGGGGGCUAAACUUGAAACAAAAAUUGGAGAUGGAUCCAUUUGGCAGCCUAUCAGAGGAAUAAACAAACUUAACUUUGAAACCACGAGUUGAAUUAUUUUUUUUUACAGCAGAUUCUUACACAGCUGAAAGGAAGGUUGUCCUAUUUGCCACUAAUAAUAAACUCAAAGUUUAACAUAUACAUAUACUCCAAUUUGGGGUUUCUUGAUUUGUUUCUCCUUUUAAAAAUUAGCUUCGAUUUUGGCCAGAGGAACUGAAAAAGAGUUUUCUGGCUAGAAUUUAUCUUUUCCCUUUUUUAUGGUCUGUUUAGACAGCAGUAAAAUGAGCCUUAUAACUUAAAGCAGAAAAAAGAAUUUUAUUGGUAAAGGUAGAGACACUAGUUUUAGAUAGAUAAUUGUGUCACAUGCAGAAGGAUGAAAGUGGUGAAAACACAGGGGAUGUUUUAGCAGGUCUAACUCUUUCUGGUUGAAAAAUAUGUUUGGGGUUUUUUUAUGUUUUAUUUUAUCCAGUUUCCACGUAAUCAUUUUUUAAGGUAUAGUAUUAAAACAUGCCAAAGUGAUUUCCAGAUAAUUUUUAAGAGCACCGUAAGUGGAUAGAGAAGCAAAAGUUUAGCUGGAAAACUCCAAACCAUUUUUAUUGUUGCCUUUUUCAAUUUACUUAUUUAUUUUCUUAGCAGAAUUUGCUUUUGUUGUCUUCUGACAGCUUCCCCAAAAUAAUUUUUAUGAAGUUUGUGUCAGGAGUAAAAUCUAGCAAUUCCUAGGCAUUUAUUGCAUUGACAGAUUACUUGGGGAGAAUAAAUAUCCAUUUUCAAAAUAUUACAACAUUUUUAGAUGCUUGAAUCCUCCAAAAUCAAAGGGGAAAAUAAAAGACCAUGUUAUUUUCCUGCUGAUUUUAAUUAAGUGAAAGCGAAGCAAUUCUAAUAAUUCUUCAUCCUCAAAUCCAGCAAUGGAAAUUAUUUGUUACAUGUUGCUAGCAUAAUUUUAUGCAUUAAAUAAAUGGGUAUUCAACCCCUCAUUAAACCUGAGGUGUGAUAAGUUGCAGGCCUGCAUUAAGCUUGUUAUGCUCUUGCAUCAGCCUUGUCUCAAAGAAUGAAUGAUAGCCUGUUGGUUGCAGCGUUUCGUUUACCUAAUGAAAAAGUAUCUUCAUGUUAGAUGUCAAGUACUACAACAGGGUCACAUUCUGCCACUUUUAUUUAGUAGUGCUUUACUCCAUGAGUAGAUGCAUUGAUGGGAGUUAGGCUACUCACAUAGGCCAAAUUGUGAAUCACUUGUAAAUGUUUAUUCACAAUGCCCCCAUUCAUGCGAAAAAAAAAGCUGCUCGGCAUAACUUGAGUAAUCAGUUCAUAAUCAGGCCCAACUUAAGGUACUAUUCAGCUUUGGUAAGGAUGGUAGAAUCUGGGCCACAUUGGCUUAAGUCCAGACUCAAAUUUUUUAACCAAGAUGAGUAGCUCCUUAUUCCACAAAUAGUGUACAAACAUCCAACGGGGCUAUUUGUAAUGUUCUUUUUUCAUAAGAAAAUUCUAGAAAAGAGACAUUUCAGUUUAUGCGAAUAAUUUGAGCAAGUUUCUAUUCAAGGUAAAUGACUUUAUUUUCCACUGGAUUACCCUCCCAAAUUUGAUAGGACUUAUGUUCUUGUGCUUUGAUUUUAUCUGCUUAAGGAUUUCUUAGCAUGACCAACAAAUAUUUUUACUGCUUCUUGAACAUGUGGAAAAUGCACUAAAAACAAAUGGAGGUGAUUUACAUAGCCAUCCUGCCAAGUACUUUAACUAACAUUUGAGAUAUGUGAUCAUCAUGCUAUGUUGAGAAGCAAAUUUAUAGAACUUUUCGACAG